UGGGAAGGGCAGUGGACGGCGUUGGGGGAGGCUUGACGAGGCAAGUGGGGCGGGAGAAAGGAGAGGGCCUGUGGAUGGGGGAGGGGCGUCUUUGACUCUCCGGGAGAGCCGGGCUCUGACUGCCUACCCGCUUUACCCAGAGGACGUGCCCCCGCGGCUUCGGUUGCGACUGUCCUGAUUGCUCCUGGCAGAGGUGCUCAGCGAGGGAAGAAGUGGCCUCUUUAUGGGUCUACAACUCCCGCUAUUUUGUGGCAGUCCGUUGGGUUCACUCCCUUGCUCUCCUUCCCUCCUUCCUGUUUCCCCCGCCUUUUCACUCUUGCGGCUGGAGGAGUUAACCCGACUCCAGCUUUGGUUCCUACGCCUCGUGGCCACAGCCUAGCCUCUCCGAGUCGUGGGUUGAGAGACUACGAGAUUUCUAGAGAACUCUUCUGAACUCAGAGUGUUUCAUCAUAUAUACAACUAAGUUAUCAGGAACAUCUGUGAAGACAAACAGGUGAAGAGAAUUUCCAGAGGAGCAGUUGAAGUUCUAGAAUCUUUUAGUUUGUUAUUACUGGACCAAAAAAAUGACAUCUAUUAUCAAAUUGACUACCCUGUCUGGGGUCCAAGAAGAAUCUGCUCUUUGCUAUCUUCUCCAAGUUGAUGAGUUUAGAUUUUUAUUGGACUGUGGCUGGGAUGAGCACUUUUCUAUGGAUAUUAUAGAUUCCCUGAGAAAGCAUGUUCACCAGAUCGAUGCAGUACUAUUGUCUCAUCCGGAUCCUCUCCAUCUUGGUGCUCUCCCAUACGCUGUCGGAAAGCUGGGUCUGAACUGUGCUAUCUAUGCAACCAUUCCUGUUUAUAAAAUGGGACAGAUGUUUAUGUAUGAUCUUUACCAGUCUCGACACAAUACAGAAGACUUUACACUGUUUACAUUAGAUGAUGUGGAUGCAGCAUUUGAUAAAAUACAGCAGCUAAAAUUCUCUCAAAUUGUGAAUUUGAAAGGUAAAGGACAUGGCUUGUCUAUCACACCUCUGCCAGCUGGUCAUAUGAUAGGUGGAACAAUAUGGAAAAUAGUCAAAGAUGGAGAGGAAGAAAUUGUUUAUGCAGUUGACUUCAACCACAAGAGGGAGAUCCAUUUAAAUGGAUGUUCACUGGAAAUGUUAAGCAGACCCUCCUUGCUUAUCACAGAUUCAUUUAAUGCUACAUAUGUGCAGCCUAGAAGAAAACAGAGAGAUGAGCAGCUUCUGACAAAUGUCCUAGAAACACUUCGAGGUGAUGGAAAUGUAUUAAUAGCAGUGGACACAGCAGGCAGAGUUUUGGAACUUGCUCAACUUCUUGAUCAGAUUUGGAGAACUAAAGAUGCAGGACUGGGUGUUUACUCAUUGGCACUUUUAAAUAAUGUCAGCUAUAACGUGGUGGAGUUUUCUAAGUCCCAGGUAGAAUGGAUGAGUGAUAAAUUGAUGAGAUGUUUUGAAGACAAAAGAAAUAAUCCAUUUCAGUUUCGCCAUCUCUCUUUAUGUCAUGGUCUUUCUGACUUGGCUCGAGUACCUAGCCCAAAAGUUGUACUUGCAAGCCAACCUGACCUAGAAUGUGGAUUUUCAAGGGAUCUCUUUAUUCAGUGGUGUCAGGACCCUAAGAACUCAAUUAUUCUAACUUACAGAACUACUCCUGGGACUUUAGCACGUUUCCUAAUUGAUAAUCCUUCUGAAAAAAUUACAGAAAUAGAGUUGAGGAAGCGUGUGAAACUUGAAGGGAAAGAACUUGAGGAAUACUUGGAAAAAGAAAAACUAAAGAAAGAAGCUGCUAAAAAACUCGAGCAGUCAAAAGAGGCAGAUAUAGAUUCUAGUGAUGAGAGCGACAUUGAGGAAGAUAUUGACCAGCCGUCAGCUCAUAAGACAAAACAUGACCUGAUGAUGAAAGGUGAAGGGAGUCGUAAAGGAAGUUUCUUCAAACAGGCAAAAAAGUCUUACCCUAUGUUUCCUGCCCCAGAAGAAAGAAUUAAAUGGGAUGAAUAUGGAGAGAUUAUCAAACCAGAGGAUUUCUUAGUGCCAGAACUUCAAGCUACUGAAGAAGAAAAAAGCAAAUUAGAAUCUGGUUUGACAAAUGGAGAUGAACCUAUGGAUCAGGAUUUAUCUGAUGUUCCUACUAAGUGUAUUUCCACUACGGAGUCUAUUGAAAUAAAAGCCAGGGUUACUUACAUAGACUAUGAAGGACGCUCUGAUGGAGAUUCCAUUAAAAAAAUCAUUAAUCAGAUGAAACCACGACAGUUGAUUAUUGUCCAUGGCCCACCAGAGGCCAGUCAAGAUCUGGCUGAGUGCUGCCGUGCUUUUGGUGGGAAAGAUAUUAAAGUGUACAUGCCAAAGCUACAUGAAACAGUUGAUGCCACUAGUGAAACACACAUCUACCAGGUGAGAUUAAAAGACUCACUGGUCAGCUCCCUUCAGUUUUGUAAAGCAAAAGAUGCUGAAUUAGCUUGGAUAGAUGGUGUCUUAGACAUGAGAGUUUCCAAAGUGGACACAGGAGUUAUUUUAGAAGAAGGAGAACUGAAGGAUGAUGGAGAAGACUCAGAAAUGCAAGUAGAUGCUCCUUCAGAUUCUAGCGUUAUAGCACAACAAAAGGCCAUGAAAAGUCUGUUUGGAGAUGAUGAGAAAGAAACAGGUGAAGAAAGUGAGAUCAUUCCUACUUUGGAGCCCUUGCCACCUCAUGAGGUUCCUGGACAUCAGUCAGUUUUUAUGAACGAACCAAGACUAUCAGACUUCAAGCAAGUUCUUUUAAGGGAGGGUAUUCAAGCUGAAUUUGUAGGAGGUGUGCUUGUUUGCAACAAUCAAGUAGCAGUCCGUAGAACGGAAACUGGUCGCAUCGGAUUAGAAGGCUGCCUUUGUCAAGAUUUUUAUAGGAUAAGAGACCUUUUAUAUGAACAAUAUGCCAUUGUGUAAAGGACAUGAUGUCAAGAAGUAUGUGCUUGACCUUUCUAAGAAAAAAGGAUUCUUAUGCUAAGCUUUUGCUAUUUUGUUUUGUAACAUACAAAAAGAAUCUGCCAGAAAAACUUAACGUGUAUUAGAUUUUUAAAAAUGUAAAUAGAGAACAUUUUGCUAAUGCUUAAAUGAGCAUUCUGUCUUUUGGCUUUCAGAGUGAUAGAGCUCCUAGCAAGUGUAUAGGCCCAAGAAUUGAAGGUGAUUGGUUUCCUAAUUUACAAACCCCUUAUUCUAGAAGGGCUUUCUACUUGAAUAAAACAAUGCAAACCAGUUCAUGGCCUUAAGAGAAAUGUGUUUGCAUGAGUUCUUGCAAACUGUUUCUUGUAUUUUCUGGAAUGAAAACUGAGAAUUAUUUAGAAAAGUCAUGCCACAAAAAAACUAAACAAAACUGGUAAAACAGUUUUUUGACAUUUAUUUUUAAGAAAUGAAAAAAGCAUAUGUGCUAUGACUCUUCUAAUUUGAAUAUGCAAUUAUUUUGACAAGGAACAUAUCCGUUCCAUGACCGUAUUUCCCAGUGAUUCACUCUAGACGUAAGACAGUACACAUUUGGUUCAGAAAUCAAUUUUUACUUCUCCUGUAUCUUGUUCUAUUAUAAUUGUGUUGUUUUCCAGUUUGAAUUAUGAUACCAUCAUUUGUACAUAAUUCAAAAGAACUCCAUAAUGUGUUCAAGUCUUAAGGGUUCUGCAUACAUUUUAGACACAUGUAAACCAUCAACUAGGUUACUGUAUUGGAAACUAUUUAGUUUUAAAGACUACAAAUGUUGAACCUCACAUUUUUAUAAGGUAACGGUAUAAUUUAAUUAAAAGGUGUAAAUCUUUUUAUCUCUUAAGUUUUGCUGUCUUAAGGUUACCCAAGCAGUGGUUGGGUAAGAUUAUUCUUUCUGUGUUCAUGUCUUUCUUGUGGCUAACUACGCUGGUAAUGGUAUAAACCACUUAUGUUCAAGAGUGUAAGAACAAUACGUGAAAUUUUUGUUGAGCUAAGCAAUGAAAGCCAUUUCACGCUAUUAUGAUCUGUUGAUGACUUUUUAGAAAGUAGCUUGAUCAUGGCAGACCUUGAUGUUCCUUUCACAAGUAUUUAAUCCCUCCUCUCUACAGUUAGCAUUUUUAGAAGGAUCAAGCUUCCUGUUUAACUUAUGUAUAGAACUAUGUAUAGAACAACCCAAUGAUAUCAGACUAGAAUUAGUAUUUCAUUCUAUUUUAAGUGCUUACAAAACCUCUAUUGAGGAUUAUAGUGCUAAUUCAAAGUUUACAGCUUUCUGAUACAAAAAUCCAGAUAAACAAAACAAUGUUAGAAAAGAAGAAUAUAAAGAGUUUGUUUUCUCUUCAGUACUUUGAAAAAAUUUCACUUAAAUUCAUACUACUGUAUGGAGUAAGCCUAUAAUCCUGUAUUUAUUUCAGAGCCAAGAAAAUCUACAUUUGUUUCAUGGUUUAAAGCAUCUGGUUAUACGUAUUACAUUGUACUAGCAAAAUUGUUUCUUGCCUAGACUUUUUAUUGUCCUAUGAGCAGGAAUUAAUUUUAAAUUACUGCUUGAAGAUGACUGUGCUAAAUAAUGUCAUUGCAAGAGUAAUGCUUGUACCUAUUUCUAGAUGACAAUAUUACUAAAAUUUCUAACAUGAAGACUUUUGUCUUAGCUUCAGUUACUUAAGAAAAAUAUAACUUUUGGGUGGCGCCUGUGGCUCAAGGAGUAGGGCGCCGGUCCCAUAUGCCGGAGGUGGCAGGUUCAAACCUAGCUCCGGCCAAAAACCAAAAAAAAGAAAAAUAUAAUUUUUAAAAACUGUGAAAUAAAUCAUGAACUCAGAGGAAUUUUCAGACCUUCAUUAUUUAAAAGCAAGAUAUUAAGUACAACAUAUAGACUAUCAGCUGAUUAUCUGCAAAUAAUUCAGUUAAAAAGAAAUUAUAGUUAUUUGUUGCAGUGGGAUAUUAAUAUCAAAUAUUGUUACAGACAUUUCUGUCUUUUCAUGAGUCUGUAGGUGGCCCGAAAUGGAGGUAAAGAAAUCAAUUUUCUGUGUUUUUUUUUUGAGACGGAGUCUUGCUUUGUCAUUUGGACUAGAGUGCAUGGCCCCAGCCUAGCUCACGGCAACCUCAAACACCUGGGCUCAAGCAAUCCUUCUUCCUCAGCUUCCUGAGUAGCUGGAAGGCAUCUACCACCACAGCCAGCUAAUUUUUUCUAUUUUUAGUUUAGAUAGGGGUCUUGCUCUUUCUCCGGCUGGUUUUAAACUCCUGAGCUCAAAUGAUCCUCCUUACUCAGCCUUCCAGAGAUUAUAGGUGCUGGGAUUAUAGGUAUGAGCCAUCAUGCCUGGCUAGAAAUCAAUUUUCUAAGGCAGCUCAUUCUCCUUUUUUUUUUUUUUUUUUUUAUUUAGAUGCAAUUUAUAUAACAUAAAAUGCACUAUUAAAAUAUGCAGUUCAAAAAAAAAAUAUGCAGUUCAUUGGUUUUGGUGUAUUUACAGAGUUGUAUAAACAUUACAGAACAUUUUCACCAUCCCAAAAAGAAACCCAAUACCCUUUAGCAAUCGCUCUUCAUUCUCCCUUCUUUCUAGCCCCUGAUAACCAUUAAUCUACUUUUUGUCUUCAUGAAUUUGCUUUCUCUGGAACAUUUCAUAAAAACGGAAUGAUACAAUAUAUAGUCUUUUUUUAUCUGACUUCUUUCACUUCGCAUGUUUUCAAAGUUCGUUGAUGUAGCAUGUAUCAGUGUAAUUCCAUUGUGUGGAAGGACCACAUUCACUUUAUCUAGUUUAUUGAUAGACAUUUGGGUUGUUUCCAGUUUUUGGCUAUUAUUAAGAAUGGUGCUUUGUAAUGAUCCUAGUGUGUGUGAAGAGGUAUUUCACUGAGGUUUUGAUUUGCAUUUCCUCAGUGACUAAUGAUAUUGAACAUCUUUUCGUGUGCUUAUUGGCUGAUUAUAUAUCUUCUUUGGAAUAAUGUCUGUUAAAUCCUCUGUCCAUUUUUAAAUUAGUUUAUCUUUUUGAGUUAUAAGAGAUUUUUAGUGUUCUGGAUACUAAACCAUUAUAUAUGAUUGAAAAUAUUUUAUCCCACUUGUGGCUUAUGUUUCACUUUCUUGAUAGUGUACUUUGAAACACAAAAGUUUAAAUUUUUUUAUAAAUUUAUUGUUUGGGAUUCAUUGAGGGUACAAAGAAUUAGGUUGCACCGAUUGUUAGGCAAAGUCCCUCUUAUAAUUGUGUCCCACAAAAGUUUUAAAUUUUGAUAAAGUCCAAUUUACUUUGGUUCUUUAUACUGUUGCUGCCAUGUAUUAGAAACCAUUCCUGGGCGGCGCCUGUGGCUCAGUCAGUAGGGCGCUGGCCCCAUAUACCAAGGGUGGUGGGCUCAAACCCGGCCCCGGCUGAACUGCAACCAAAAAAAAAAAAAAAUAGCCAGACGUUGUGGCGGGCGCCUGUAGUCCCAGCUACUCAGGAGGCUGAGGCAAGAGAAUCGCUUAAGCCCAGGAGUUGGAGGUUGCUGUGAGCUGUGUGAUGCCAUGGCACUCUACUGAAGGCCAUAAAGUGAGACUCUGUCUCUACAAAAAAAAAACCAUUCCUACUUCCAAAGUCAUGAAAUUUUGCACCAGUUUUUUUUCCUAACAGUCUUAUAGUUUUAGCUCUUAGGUCUUUGAUUCAUGUUGAUUUGAUAUUUAUAUGUGAUGUGAGGUAGGGGUACAAUUUCAAUUUUAUUCAUUUACAUGUGGAUACCCAGUUGUUCUAGAAUCUUUGUUGAGAAUACUAUAUUUCUGCAUUGAAUUGUUCUGCCACUCUUAUUGACAACUACUUGCCCAUAAAUGUUUGGUUUGUUCCUGGACUCAUAAUUCUAUUUCAUUGAUCUAUAUGUCUGCCUUUAUGCUGGUACCAUGGUGUCUUGAUUAUAGCUUUGUAGUAAGUUUUGAAAUUGGGAAGUGUGAAUUCUCCAACUUUGUUCUCUUUCAAGAUUGUUUUUGACUCUUUGAGGGUCUUUUACAUUUUUAUUUCUAUUUUUUUCCUUUUUAAAAUUUUAAUAUAUUCAGGGGUUAUAUGUUUAAUUUUAUUACAUGUAUAUAUUGUGUAGUGAGGAGGUCUGGGUUUUUAGUGUAUUCAUCACCCACCUUGCAUUUUCAUGUGCGUUUUAGAAUCGGUUUAUCAAUUUAAAUGGGGGAGGGUAAGCAGUUGAAAUUUACAACUUAUAAUCUUAGGAUUUCAUGGUUAAAAUGAAAUCAUCUAGUUCAUCCCACUUAUUUUAUCCUAUUAUUAUUUUAUAUAUUUAUUUCUGAGACAGAGUCUCACUCUGUUGCCUAGGCUUGAGUGCCAUAGCAUUAUCAUAGCUCACAGCAACCUCAAAUUCCUGGGCUCAAGUAAUCCAUGCCUCCUUAAUUUUUCUAGUUUUAGUAUAGACAGGUUCUCGCUCUUGCUCAGGCUGGUCUCAAACUGCUAAACUCAAGCAAUUUACCUGCCUUGAACUCCAAUAGUGCUAGGAUUAUAGAUGUGAGCUAGCAUGCCUGGGCCCUAGUUUUUAACUUUUUAAUUUGAAAUAAUUUUAAAUUUUUCCAGAAAAGUUACAACAAUAGUUUAAAAGAUCCUGUAUAUGCUUCCCCUAGAAUCCUUUAUUGUUAAUAUUAUGCCGUAUUUACCUUCUCAUUCUCUCUGUGCACAUUUUUUCUUGAAUAAUUUGGUACUAAGUUGCAGUUAUGAUGUUCCAUUUGUCCUAAACACUUCAAUGUUUAUUUUUUAAAAACAAAGACACACUUGUAUAACCACAAUACUUCCAUCAAAACCACUAAGCCAACUUUGAUAAAAUUCUACCAUUUAAUCCAUAAACUCAUUCAAAUGUUGUCAUUUAUUCCCAAAAUGUCCUGAUGAUAAAGCUUUCCUUUAUGAUCUAGGAUCCAAUUCAGGAUAAUGCAUGCAUUUUGUUAUGUUUUCCCUGUAGUCUUCCUUAAUCUGGAGCAGUUCCUUGAUUUUUCCUUAUUUAUAACCUUGAUGUUUUUGAAGAAUGCAGGCCACUCUUCUUUGUAGAAUGGCCCUCUCUUUGUCUGAUGUUUUCUUCGCAGGUUCAGGUUAUGAAUUUUUGGCAGGAAUACCAGAGAAGCGAUGCCAUGUUCUUUUCCACAUUUUAUUAGCAGGCACAUAGUGUCUAUUUUUCUCAUUACUGGUGCUAUUAAUUUUUAAUAUUGCUUAUGAUGGCUUCAGAAUUUCUCCACUAUGAAGUUACUAAGUAUUACUAUUUUUCUCACAUUUGUUUCUUCUUUUUUUUUUUUUUCUGGUAUAAAUUUAAAGAGUUUUGAUAUAUCCAUCCAUAGCAAAAUGAUUACUAUAGGUAUUAGUUUAUGAGGAAGGGCUACUGUGUGGGGAGCUAUUUUGAAAUUAUGCCAAUAUUCUAUUCUUUCUCAAAUUUUUAUCCCUAGUUUGAGUAUCCACUGAUGAUUUUUAUCUGAAUCAGUUAUUGCUAAAUGGUGAUUUUCUAUUUCUUUUUUGGGGGGGAGUAGGCAGAGUCUCAAGCUGUCACCCUGGGUAGAGUGCUAUGGCAUCUAGCUCACGGUAACCUCCAACUCUUGGGCUCAAGUGAUCUUCUUGCUUCAGUUUUUCUACUUUUUUUUUUUUUUUUUUGACAGAGUCUCACUAUGUCAUCCUUGGUAGAGUGCUGUGGCAUCAUAGCUCACAGCAACCUCCAACUCUUGGGCUUAAGUGAUUCUCUUGCCUCAGCCUCCCAAGUAGCUGGGAAUACAGGCGCCUGCCAUAACACCUGGCUAUUUUUUGUUGUAUUGUUGUUGUUUAGCUAGCCUGGGCUGGGUUCAAACCUGCCACCCUUGGUGUAUGUGGUUGGCAUGCUGUAACCACUGUGCUACGGGUGCCAAGCCAGUUAUUCUAUUUUUAGUAGAGACAGGAUCUUGCUUUUGCUUAGGCAGGUCUCAAACUCAUGAGCUCAAGCUAUCCACCCACCUUAGCCUCCCAGAAGGCUAGGAUUACAGGUGUGAGCUACCACACCCAGCCUUAAACGGUGAUUUUCUAAUUCUACCAUUGUCGCUACAUUUAGCGGGCAUUCUGUAAGACAGCACUUUCUUUUCUUCCCCAUUUACUUAUUUAAUUUUUUAUCAGUAUAGAACAUGGAUGAUCGUGAUUUAUUUUGAUAUUCCAGUUGUCUCAGAUUUGGCUAGUGGGAGCAUUUUCAAGCUGGCUCCUGUGUCUUCCUCAUGGUUCUUUGAGUACUUCUUUACUUUGGGGCACCACAAGAUGUUUCGGACUCAUUUUCUCUAUUCCAGUCCUGAAAUCAGCCAUUUCCCCUAAAGUCCUGGUUCAUUUUAAGGGAGAAUGGUUUAGAACCAAGACCUGGGUGCAAUGCUGUGAUCAUUGCCAUUGUGCUGUCCAGGUCCUCUCAGUGGACAAAUUUGGAAAUACAUGCAGCUACGUUUGUUUCCUCAUCCAUCCAGUUAUGUAUAUGAAAAACCACAAGUCUACACUCAUCUCCUUUCCACUUCUACUCCAUAGAGUUUGCCCCAGGCUUCUCCCUUUACACAUUUGUAACUUGUACCCUGUGUUUAAAAACUGGGCUCCCACAGUCUUCAGUAUAUUUGCUUUUUUGUUACUUUCCAGUCUUCCGAGCAUGGGGCUGGCUCCUUUGUUCCCAGCCUCGUGCAUAUUGUUGCUGCAAGGACUGAGUUCUCUCCCUUUCCCUGAUCCAUGUCAGCACCCUGCCAAUUGAACCCAACAGUGGGUAUUUUAAAGAAGGCACCUUAGGCUCAGAUGGUAUUGCUAAAACAAACGUUCUAAUUUGUGUGGUAUUCUAGCAAAGGUGAAAUAAGCAUAGAUACUGAAGAUUUUUGCUUUGACUAGGACUGUAUAGUCUGGGUUUUUGUCUUGCUUAUUUUAUUAAAAUGUUUUCCUUGUUACUUGUAUAUAAUGUUAAAGCAAGUGUCUAAAUUAUGAUAGGGAGUGGUGUUAGUGGAGAAAAAUACAAAGAGAAAGGAAACAAUAAAUCCAGUCUUGAGAGGAGUAAUGGUUAUGGCAGGAAUAGCAAUCUCAAUCCAAAAUGCUCUCUAAGCUGGAACACAUUAGCACUUAAGGAUCUUAAAUAAUGUGUUAAUAUUACUUUAUAACUGUCCUUGCAGAAAACUUUGCCUGUCACUUCAUCAUUUGGAUCAUCCACCCCCUUAAGUUUUAGGAGUGUCAGGACCAAGUUCACUAUACUGAGUGCUGAGGUGUUCUUUUAUUAAACAGUCAGUUAUUCUUCAAUCUUAACAAUUUGUUGUGGGAGGAAUAAUAUUGUACCCCUGGACAAAUGAUUCUUUGGAAAGCUUAGGAUGGAGUCCAAUUAUGUAACAAAUGUGGGCAAUUGUAUAAUUAUUAGAACUUAUUCCUACCUGUAAGAAAAUGGAGUCUAUAACCAUAAUUAUUUCCAUUUUAGAGAUUUGUUUCACCUAAUGGGAAUAACUGCUUAAGUGCCCUUUUACUAAAAAAGAACUGAGCCCUUAGCAAUAGUAGCCGUCAUUGAAUACUUUGAUAUACCAAAUGAUGUAAGUGCUUUACAUGUCUUGCUUAAUUGUAACACUAGGCAGUGUGGGUACUGUUAUUAACUCCCAUUUAUAGAGGAGGAAACUGAAGCUUAGAGUCUGUCAUUGGUCCUCUAGUUCUCAGUGUGACAUGUUACAGUGUGUAGCGGUUUUGAUUAGAGAUACUCAGUUUUGAGCAGAAGAAGCUAUCUCUGGCUAACUAGGAAAAAAAGGAGUUUAUUGGGAGAGUAACCUCAGAUAGCUCUGGGGAUUCAGGCCUGGCAGUCUUUCAAAGCCCUACUAAAGGAAUGUGUCAGCUACAAAUUGGGUCUCUCAACAUACAAUAUCAUGAAGGAAAUCAGCCUUUUUUUUUAAUUGAGAGAUAGAGUCUUACUCAAACUACUGGGCUCAAACAAUCCUCUCACCUUAGUCUCCAGGGGAGCUGAGAAUAUAGCCAUGUGCUGGCUUCAGCUUGGUUUUUGUUAUGUGCUGACUCUGGCGAGAGAGAUAAGGGAGCACCUUGAUUGUUAGUCUUGCCAAUUAGAUACAGAUAGGGAGAAUUCUCCCUAAGAAUUUAAGGGCCUGUUACCAAAAGGUAGGAGAAUGGGAAGCAAAAACUCAAUAAACAUCCACUCUACAGAUACAGUGGCUAAGAGCACAGGCUCCAGAGUCAGGGGCUUCAAAUGCCUGGGCCACCACUUUCUGUUGUGAUUGGGCCAGUUGCUUUAUAUCUUAGCUCUUCAGAUAAAUGGGGAUGGUUGUCAUACCAUUCCUAGGGUCACAUGAUUAAAUGAUGUGAACCAGGGAAAGCACUUGGAGUGUAUGGCCUAUGGUGAGCAUCUUAAUACACGGUGAUGAUUAUUCAGUGCCACAUUGCCCCCUUCCAUCUUUAUCACAACUCUAAAGGCUAAGUAUCACCUCUACUUUUACAACUUAAAGAAACUUGCUGGGGUGGGGGUGGGGGGUUGGGGCAGGUUUCCCAAGUGGCUUGUUCGAAGUCACAGCUAGCUGAUCACUGGUGAAUCAGUACUUUCACCAUGCCACUUGAUCUACAGAAAAAAUGCUCUAAUAAAAAUAGCUUUUAAACAAGAAUCCUCAAAGUAACGUUGAAUGUAUUACUCAGAAUUUCCUCUGGAUAACAGUGGAAUUUAUACUAUAUGACCUAAUGUAGGUGUAAACGUUUUUAUCUUUAGACAUUUCCUAUAAUGAAGUAUAACAGAGCAAACUUUCUUGUGUCAAUGCAUAAUGCAUUAAUCUAGAAAUACUCUUUCAUCUUUACUAUUGAUUUUAUGCUACUCCUAUAGAGUAGUAGAAAAUAGUGUCUGUUAAUCAAAAAUAAAAUCUAUAGGCUGCAUGCAAAUCUUGAAGCAACUUUUUCCGGGGAAUGUUUAAAACUAACAAUUUUCCAUAAAAUCUUUGGAUAAGAGGAAAAGUGAGGUUGUAUUAGGAUUUGGUCAAUUAGGUUUCUUACCCUUCCAGAGUUGUUUCUGCAGGUUCCUUGUUGAUGAAUCUGUGCUUGUCUGAAUUCAUGGGCUCUAUCCUCACCUUACUUUACAGUUUAAUAAAUUUUCUGGUUGAAGAUACUGGUGAGGUUAAGAAAAUUUGCAGAUGACCUUCUACUUAAAGAAGCAGCUCUUACAGAAAACAAAGUAGGUACCUAAAGGGAUACUGACACGUUUGGAUAGUGGGAUAAAUGUGAGAAAGUGAAAUGUCACCUUUCUAAACCAAGGGCACAAACGUGAUGGAGAGGAUAAAGCCUAGAAGUCUAGGUUCUAAAAAAAGUUUUAUUGGUCUAUGCUGAGCAUAAAGGUGGCUGCCAAAAAAAGGUAAUAGACUAAGGCCAUAUUACUAAUAAACUAAUGGACUCUGUAAUUACUAAUAGACUUUAAAUAAAGGUGGCUUCAACAUAAGACCCCAAAUUAUAAAACUACUAGAAGAAAACUACUAGAAGACCACACAGAGGAAAUUCUCCAGGAUGUUGGUCUAGACAAAGAUUUUAAAGAUUUUUAUGGCUAAGAUCUCAAAAGCAUAGGCAACAAAAAGAAAAGUAGACAAAUGGGACUAUAUAUAGACAAAGCUUCUGCAUGGCAAAGGAAAUGACAGAGUAAAAAAAACUGGUUGAAUGGAAGAGAACAUUUACCAAUUUCUUUGAACAAGGAAUAACAUUUAGAAUAUAUGAGGAACUCAAUAGCAAAACCCAAAUCAUCUCAAUUAAAAAGGAUCUGAAUAGGGCGGCGCCUGUGGCUCAGUGAGUAGGGCGCCGGCCCCAUAUGCCGAGGGUGGCGGGUUCAAACCCAGCCCCGGCCAAAUUGCAACCAAAAAAAAAAUAGCCGGGCGUUGUGGCGGGUGCCUGUAGUCCCAAGCUGCUCGGGAGGCUGAGGCAAGAGAAUCACGUAAGCCCAAGAGUUAGAGGUUGCUGUGAGCUGUGUGAUGCCACGGCACUCUACCUGAGGGUGGUAUGUGAGACUCUGUCUCUACAAAAAAAAAAAAAAAAAAAAAAGGAUCUGAAUAGACAUUUCUCAAAAGAUAUACAAAUGACUAGUAGGUUUAUGAAAAAAUGUUCAAUGUCACCAAUCAUCAGGGAAAUGCAAAACCACAGUGAGCCCAGUUAGAAAGGCUGUUAUCAAAAAGAUAAGAAGUAAAUGCUGGUAAGGGUGUGGAGAAAAGGGAACUCUUAUGCACUGUUAGUGGGAGUGUAAAUUAGUACAGCCGUUGUAGAAAACAGCGUGGAUAUUUCUCAAAAACUAAAAACUAUCAUAUGAUCCAGGAAUCCCACUACUGGUUAUUUAUCCAAAGGAAAGAAAGAAAUCAGUGAAAAGGAUACCUGCACCCCAUGUUUAUUGCCACGUUACUCACAGUCACCAAGAUAUGGAAUCAAACUAAGUGUCCAUCAAUGGAUGACUGGAUAAAAGAAAAUGCAGUAUGUAUUAUACACAUUGAUGUAUUAUUCAGCCUCAAAAAAUAAUAAAAUCCUGUCAUUUGCAGUAAGCAACAUGGAUGGAACGGGAGGUCAUUAUAUUAAGUGAAAUAAGCCAGGUACAGAAAAACAAAUAUCACAUGUUUUUACUCAUACAUGGGAGCUAAAAAAUUGAUCUCAUAGAGGUAGAAAGUAGAAUGGUAGUUACCAAAGACUGGGAAGGGUGUGUGUGUGUGAUGAUAAGGGGGAUGAAGAGAGGUUGGUUGAUGGGCACAAACAUACAGUUAAAUAAAAGGAGUGAGUUCUAGUGUUCACAGAACAGUAGCACAGUAGGGUGACCAUAGUUAAUAAUAUAUCGUAUAUUUCAAAAUAGAAGUAUUUGAAAUGUUCCCAACACAAAGAAAUGUUUGAGGUGAUGGAUAUUCUAAACACUUUGAUUUGAUCAUUGCAUUUUGUAUGCAUGUUUUGAAAUAUAACAUGUACUCCAUAAGCAUGUACAAAUAUUAUGGAUCAAUAAAAAAUAAAAACUUAAA
Nycticebus coucang (slow loris) is the source of this 13845-nucleotide messenger RNA. It is a transcript of the gene CPSF2, whose product is annotated as cleavage and polyadenylation specific factor 2. The transcript is spliced from 17 exons. Gene Ontology annotation, biological process: mRNA 3'-end processing by stem-loop binding and cleavage. Bases 564 to 2912 code for a protein of 782 amino acids. Gene Ontology annotation, cellular component: mRNA cleavage and polyadenylation specificity factor complex. Lineage: Eukaryota; Metazoa; Chordata; Mammalia; Primates; Lorisidae. Gene Ontology annotation, molecular function: RNA binding. The record is from RefSeq and is a predicted model, not a curated record.